Molecule: messenger RNA, 453 nt
Organism: Bacidia gigantensis
Lineage: Eukaryota; Fungi; Ascomycota; Lecanoromycetes; Lecanorales; Ramalinaceae
Exons: 2
Coding region: 1-453 (150 amino acids)
Cellular component (GO): membrane
Source: RefSeq, a predicted model, not a curated record
AUGGCCGAUGUCGUCUUCUCCAGAGCCAUCGGUCUGCUAGUUUUCUUAGCCUACAUUGCGGACACCCAACAAUGGCGAUUCUUUGAAGCCAGAGAGCAUUACCGGAAAACGGCCAAAGUUCCUCCUGGCUAUCAUCAGGAAGACUUAGACCGAGGAUUCAAUGUUACCGGUAUGUUCGCCUGGAGCAGGCAUCCGAACUUUGCCUUCGAGCAAGCUGUCUGGGUCACGGUCUACGUGUGGGCUGCAUAUAUUACCAAGGGUAUUGUGAAUUGGACGAUUGCAGGACCCCUAUGUUAUAUGGUCCUCUUUCAAGCCUCGACUUGGCUUACAGAGCUGCUCUCACGCCGAAAGUACCCCGAGUACGAGGAGUAUCAGACGAGAGUGGGCAAGUUUGUACCGAAUCUACCAGGUGGGCGUCCUGGAGAUUUCAGCGAUCUACGGAAGGACAAGUAG